AUGGCGUCUAUUCUAGGUGAUUUGCCUUCCUUCGAUCCUCACAAUUUCAGUCAACAUCGUCCCUCCGAUCCUUCUAAUCCCUCUAGGAUGGUUCCAACUACCUAUCACCCUACUCACAACCGUACACUUCCACCACCAGAUCAAGUGAUAACUACGGAAGUAAAAAACAUACUAAUACGCAGCUUCUAUAAACGAGCUGAAGAAAAGUUGAGACCAAAGAGACCGGCUUCAGAGCACCCGGCGGCGGAACACGGGAACAAGCAUUUUCGUGCAUCGUCAUCUACUCAGGGCUUAUAG
Messenger RNA from Microthlaspi erraticum, 297 nucleotides. NCBI's taxonomy places the organism in Eukaryota, Viridiplantae, Streptophyta, Magnoliopsida, Brassicales, Brassicaceae. The record is from the annotation of a GenBank genome assembly.